Messenger RNA from Diaporthe citri, 1278 nucleotides. RefSeq lists its product as uncharacterized. Bases 1 to 1278 code for a protein of 425 amino acids. Gene Ontology annotation, molecular function: structural molecule activity; protein binding. Gene Ontology annotation, biological process: positive regulation of TORC1 signaling; cellular response to amino acid starvation. The transcript has 2 exons. The record is from RefSeq and is a predicted model, not a curated record. Gene Ontology annotation, cellular component: Seh1-associated complex; nuclear pore outer ring. NCBI's taxonomy places the organism in Eukaryota, Fungi, Ascomycota, Sordariomycetes, Diaporthales, Diaporthaceae.
AUGGCACCAGCUCUGGGGGAACCUCCGGCAACGGAGGAACGGGCACAGUUUGAGCUUGUUAUGAAGCACGGCCAUCACGACUUGGUCCAGGCAGUGGCAUUCAACGCCUACGGUGACCGCUGUGCGACGGGGUCCGUUGAUGGCAAGAUCAGGGUAUUCAAUCGCCACAAAGACAGCAUCUGGAGGCUGUGUGAUACUUGGACCGCUCAUGGAGGGGAGAUACUCGAGCUGCAAUGGCUUCCGCCAACCGUCUAUCCCAACCUCGUCGCAUCACUGGGAAUAGAGGGCCGCUUUAAGCUCUGGGCAGAGGACCCUUCCGCGGCCCCGGGCCGCCGCUUUGGCAACCGCUCAAAGGACAACGCCAAAGCCGCCUUCGAGCACCGCUCUCCGCGUGCGCCAUACCGCUCAUUCUCCCUCAAGCGCAAUGAGGAGACGCGCCAGACUCACCUCGCCCUAUUGGCGGCCGACGGCCGGCUGACCGUCUACGAGAAUGAGAUGUCUGAGAACCUCUCUGACUGGACUCAGAUGGAUGAGCUGUCGGUGUGUGACAAGCCCGCCCGCGGCGAGGAGACGUCGUUCCGUGUGCGCUUCGAUCCCAACAUCGACCCCUGCUACAAUGCCUUGCGCGCCGGCAUGCCCACCGACACGCUGAGUCUGGUGGUCGCCGCCAUGGACAAGGUCAAGAUCUACCGCACCCGCGACGUCGUCAUCCACUCCUACGGCGUCCCGUCGACCAAGAAGGAGUUUUACGAGGCCGCUGUGGUGUCAGCGCACCGAGGGCUGGUCAGGGAUGUCGCAUGGGCGCCUGGCAAUAUCAGGGGCUACGACAUCAUUGCAUCGGCCUGUAUGGACGGCUACGUGAGGGUCAUACGGGUCGACACUCCGCACGACAGCAACGACGGCAGGUUGUGGUCGUCGAGCGACCUGGUCAAGGGCGGCUCCCGUCCUGAAGCCUCUUUUAGGGCUGCUGGGAACGGAUCAGGUGGGAGCCAGGCACAGCAGCCCUCGGGUAUCAGCCAGGGCGUGCACCAUCCCACAGCCGAAGGCGACAGGAGGAAGAACCAGGCCGGCCACAUCUACCAUACAAUGCAAUCGCUGUCCAUGCUGGAAAACCACAGGACUCCAAUGUGGAGGGUCGGAUUCGACGACGAUGGACAGAUACUGGGGUGUGUUGGGGAUGACGGCAAGCUGUUGUGUUUCCGGCAGCAGGCCGAUGGACAGUGGCGCAAGAGCUCAGAAAUCGGUAUCAUGAAGAUGAAGAUGGCCGUCCCGUCCUGA